Molecule: messenger RNA, 990 nt
Organism: Chenopodium quinoa (quinoa)
Lineage: Eukaryota; Viridiplantae; Streptophyta; Magnoliopsida; Caryophyllales; Amaranthaceae
Product: probable disease resistance protein At1g58390
Exons: 3
Coding region: 1-990 (329 amino acids)
Biological process (GO): defense response to other organism
Source: RefSeq, a predicted model, not a curated record
AUGGAAGCUAAGCCUGUCAACAAGUCAUCUCAAUCCUAUCUAUGUUGCUCAGGCUUGGAAAUUUGUUUCUGUGGUUAUCCAGAAAGUCACAGACCUACUAAUUCAGGAAUCCAAAAAUUCGACAAGGUCGUCGACCAAGUUGAAGACAUCAGACUAGAGCUUCGGCAGAUGCGAGGAUUCCUAACGGAUGCAGAGGAGCUUCCAAAAGAUGAGAAGGAUGCCAAGAAAUGGGUUGGGAAAUAUCUAAACACAUUGUAUAAGUUGGAGGAUAUGGUUGAAUCCUAUGUCCUCAAAUUAGUACACAAGAAGAUGAAGGAUUCAACCAUAACAGCCUGCUGGAAGCUUCGAAGGAAAUUGAAGCAUAUUGAGGAUGAGAUAAAAGCGCUAAAUAAGAGUAGGCCACAUAAUAUUGAAGAUGCAAGCUUGAGAAAAUUAUCCUUUCACAUAGAACAGAAGCAGCAAAAUUUAGAUAACCUCAGUGAUAAGAACCUCAGUACAGGUAGUUCCUCUCGAACAAAGCGAAUGCUCAGCGGUGUUUGUGAAGAAGAUGAUUCAGAUUAUAUUGGCUUCAAGGAUUAUGAAAAUUCACUGAAAAGUAGAUUGACUGAAAAGGAUGGGGUACGAAUUGAUGUUGUUGGUCGUUUAGGUUCUGGGAAGACUACCCUAGUAAAAAGGAUUUACAAUUGCAAGUCAAUCAAGGAGCAGUCAAACAAGAAAAGGGAUAAUGAGCUCACACUUCUUAGUGACGGAGAGCUAAGAGACAAGCUAUGUGAAUUUCUGCGUGGGAAAAAGUGCUUGAUAAUUUUAGAUGAUGCGAGGAAGCAGCCGGAUGCUUGCAGAGAAUUGAUAGAAGCUCUCAGUCUCCAAAACAUGAAUGAGUAUAAAGUCGUGGUGCUGAAUAUAGAUGAAUCACGGGAUGGAAAUGCUAAGCUUAUUGAACUGCAACCACUUGAGGAAAACGAAAGCUGGGAGUUAUUUUUGAGAAGCUAA